Messenger RNA from Trifolium pratense (red clover), 1336 nucleotides. RefSeq names its product protein ORANGE, chloroplastic-like. The record is from RefSeq and is a predicted model, not a curated record. Lineage: Eukaryota; Viridiplantae; Streptophyta; Magnoliopsida; Fabales; Fabaceae. The transcript is spliced from 8 exons. Bases 217 to 1170 code for a protein of 317 amino acids.
UAACAUUUUGUUGUUUUUUAGUGAGAGUUUGGUAUUUAGCGGUGGAAUCAAAAGUGAGGCAACCGUCUUGAUUCCACUAAAAAUACCAUUUUAUUUUAUUAUUAUUUGAUCAAAAUCCAACCAUUUUCACAAACUCCAUUUUCAAACCUCCCAACAACAACCUCAAUUUUCGAUCCAAUUCAUGAAUUGAAGAAAGUUGAGAGUCGAAAAAUAAAGAUGAUGUUGUGUUUGGGUGUAGUUGGUGGGUCCACAAAAUGUCUUCAGUUGAACGAUUCUUGUUACAGAAUCAACAACAACAACAAAAGAUUCAUUCAUCUAAACAAAAAUAGUUUCAAUAAUACGAGGUGGCGUUUUAUGGCACUUGAAUCAGCAGACUCUUCUUCUUUUGCAUCUUCUUCUUCUAUUGAUUCUGAUAAAAACUCUUCUGCUGGGUUUUGUAUUAUUGAAGGACCUGAAACUGUACAAGAUUUUGCUAAGAUGGAACUUCAAGAAAUUCAGGAUAAUAUUCGGAGUCGAAGAAAUAAGAUUUUUUUACAUAUGGAAGAGGUUCGUAGGCUUAGAAUACAGCAAAGGAUAAAAAAUGCUGAACUUGGAAUUUCGCAAGAAGAGCAAGAGAAUGAACUUCCUAAUUUUCCAUCAUUCAUUCCGUUCUUGCCUCCUUUGACUUCUGCAAACCUCAGACAGUAUUAUGCAACCUGUUUUUCUCUUAUCAGUGGGAUAAUUCUUUUUGGUGGUCUUCUUGCUCCGAGUUUGGAGCUUAAGCUUGGAAUAGGAGGCACAUCUUAUGCAGAUUUUAUUCAAAAUGUGCAUCUGCCUAUGCAGUUGAGUCAGGUCGAUCCUAUUGUGGCGUCAUUCUCUGGUGGAGCAGUUGGAGUAAUCUCUGCAUUAAUGGUCGUGGAGAUAAACAACGUAAAACAACAAGAACAGAAAAGAUGUAAAUACUGUCUUGGUACUGGAUAUCUUGCAUGCGCUCGCUGUUCAAACACAGGAGCACUUGUUCUGAUAGAACCGGUAUCCACCUUCAAUGGUGGUGAUCAGCCUCUAUCACCACCUAAAACCGAGAGAUGUUCAAAUUGCUCUGGAUCUGGCAAGGUCAUGUGUCCAACAUGUCUUUGUACUGGAAUGGCCAUGGCGAGCGAACAUGAUCCGCGAAUUGAUCCUUUUGAUUAGAGUUUUAAUAUUGUGAUAGAUAUAUCCUAAAUAGGGACUUUCAAAUUGUAUGAUUGUAUGGUAUAUGUUUCUGUUGUGGAAUAAUGGAAUUUUUGUAAAUAUGUAUAAACACAAUAAUAUGCAAAAGAAAAUGGUUAAGAAUGUACUUUUAUAUGGUUUUGGUUUA